AUGUCCACAAAUCUUACUGAAACUGCAAUCGAUAAGAAUUCACAAGGACCUCACAGCUCACUGAUCGUUGGUACUGUGUAUAUAAUUUUUCCACUUUUCCUGCUAUCCGUCUAUUCCAUUUUCAACAUGACCAUACAUGCAAGCGACGAAUACCGCAAACUCCAAGCAUUUCGCUUCAUGUUUUACAUUGGAAUUCUCGACUGUGUUCAACUGACCGGUCACAUCUUUGGUGGAAUUAUCACUAUAUGGCCGAUUAUCGAUCUUAAUUUUCCAUAUCUUAAUCGAGUUAGGAAUUUUAAUACUGCUGUUUAA
This is a messenger RNA of Angiostrongylus costaricensis, 312 nucleotides long. The record is from the annotation of a GenBank genome assembly. NCBI's taxonomy places the organism in Eukaryota, Metazoa, Nematoda, Chromadorea, Rhabditida, Metastrongylidae.